This is a messenger RNA of Jaculus jaculus (lesser Egyptian jerboa), 4458 nucleotides long. RefSeq names its product poly(A) polymerase alpha (gene Papola). NCBI's taxonomy places the organism in Eukaryota, Metazoa, Chordata, Mammalia, Rodentia, Dipodidae. Gene Ontology annotation, molecular function: RNA binding; poly(A) RNA polymerase activity. The coding region runs from base 192 to 2405 and encodes 737 amino acids. Gene Ontology annotation, cellular component: nucleus. The record is from RefSeq and is a predicted model, not a curated record. The transcript is spliced from 22 exons.
GCGCCAUGUUAGGACGAAGGGGAAGGAGGAGAAGCGCUUAAAGCGGCGGGAGCGGGUGCGGGACUGGGGCUGGACCCAGGGCUGAGGCAGGCCGCCCCCCUCCCUCCCGCCUCAGUGGAUCAUGCCCAGGGCGGCGGCGGCGGCGGCGGUUGCGGGGGGGAAGUGACUGGGCGGUGCCGGCGCCGGAGACGAUGCCGUUUCCAGUUACAACACAGGGAUCACAACAAACCCAGCCGCCACAGAAGCACUAUGGCAUCACAUCUCCUAUCAGCUUAGCAGCCCCCAAGGAGACUGACUGCCUGCUGACACAGAAACUCAUUGAGACUCUGAAGCCCUAUGGGGUGUUCGAAGAGGAAGAGGAAUUGCAGCGCAGGAUUUUAAUUUUGGGAAAAUUAAAUAACCUGGUGAAAGAGUGGAUUCGGGAAAUCAGUGAAAGCAAGAAUCUUCCACAAUCUGUAAUUGAAAAUGUUGGAGGAAAAAUUUUUACCUUUGGAUCUUACAGAUUAGGAGUACAUACAAAAGGUGCUGAUAUAGAUGCGUUGUGUGUUGCACCAAGACAUGUUGAUCGAAGUGACUUUUUCACAUCUUUCUACGAUAAGUUGAAAUCACAAGAAGAAGUAAAAGACUUAAGAGCUGUUGAAGAGGCAUUUGUGCCAGUUAUCAAACUGUGUUUUGAUGGGAUAGAGAUUGAUAUUUUGUUUGCAAGAUUAGCACUGCAGACUAUUCCAGAAGAUUUGGACCUACGAGAUGACAGUCUCCUUAAAAAUUUAGAUAUACGAUGCAUAAGAAGUCUUAAUGGUUGCAGGGUAACUGAUGAAAUCUUACACCUAGUACCAAACAUUGACAACUUCAGGUUAACUCUGAGAGCUAUCAAACUGUGGGCCAAACGGCACAACAUCUAUUCCAAUAUAUUAGGUUUCCUCGGUGGUGUUUCCUGGGCAAUGCUAGUAGCAAGAACUUGCCAGCUUUAUCCAAAUGCAAUAGCAUCAACUCUUGUACAUAAAUUUUUCUUGGUAUUUUCUAAAUGGGAAUGGCCAAAUCCAGUGCUUUUGAAACAGCCUGAAGAAUGCAAUCUUAAUUUGCCUGUAUGGGACCCAAGGGUAAACCCCAGUGAUAGGUACCAUCUUAUGCCUAUAAUUACACCAGCAUACCCACAACAGAACUCCACGUACAAUGUGUCCGUUUCCACACGGAUGGUCAUGGUUGAGGAGUUUAAACAAGGUCUUGCUAUCACAGAUGAAAUUUUGCUGAGUAAGGCAGAGUGGUCCAAACUUUUUGAAGCUCCAAACUUCUUUCAGAAGUACAAGCAUUAUAUUGUACUUCUAGCAAGUGCACCAACGGAAAAACAACGCCUAGAAUGGGUGGGCUUGGUGGAAUCAAAAAUUCGCAUUCUGGUUGGAAGCUUGGAGAAGAAUGAAUUCAUUACAUUGGCUCAUGUGAAUCCCCAGUCAUUUCCUGCACCCAAAGAAAAUCCUGACAAGGAAGAUUUUCGCACGAUGUGGGUAAUUGGGUUAGUGUUUAAAAAAACAGAAAACUCCGAAAAUCUGAGUGUUGAUCUCACCUGUGACAUUCAGUCUUUCACAGAUACAGUUUAUAGGCAAGCAAUAAACAGCAAGAUGUUUGAGUUGGAUAUGAAAAUUGCUGCAAUGCAUGUAAAAAGAAAGCAACUCCAUCAACUGCUACCUAAUCAUGUGCUUCAGAAAAAGAAAAAGCAUUCAACAGAAGGAGUCCGGUUAACAGCGCUGAAUGACAGCAGCCUUGACUUGUCCAUGGAUAGUGAUAACAGCAUGUCUGUGCCUUCACCUACCAGUGCUACGAAGACCAGUCCAUUGAACAGUUCUGGCAGCUCUCAGGGCAGAAACAGUCCUGCCCCAGCUGUGACGGCAGCAUCUGUGACCAACAUCCAGGCUACUGAAGUUUCUGUGCCACAAGUCAAUUCCUGUGAAAGCUCAGGGGGUACAUCGAGCGAAAGCAUUCCUCAAACUGCCACACAGCCAGCCAUUUCUCCACCACCAAAGCCUACGGUCUCCAGAGUGCUCACACGUCUGGUUAACCCGCCACCUAGACCUUCAGGAAAUGCAGCAACAAAAACACCUAAUCCUAUUGUAGGAGUAAAGAGAACAUCCUCUCCUCACAAAGAAGAAAGUCCCAAGAAAACCAAAACAGAAGAGGAUGGAACAAGUGAAGAUGCUGACUGUCUGGCUUUGAGUGGAGCUGACAAAACAGAAACUAAGGAAAAACUCGAUACAGAGACGAGCAUGAGUCCGUCAGAGACAAUUCAGACAGCACCUUCUCUGUUGGCCUCUCAGAAAACAUCCAGUACAGACCUUUCUGAUAUCCCUGCUCUCCCUGCAAAUCCUAUUCCUGUUAUCAAGAAUUCAAUAAAACUGAGACUGAAUCGGUAAAACCACCUCAGGGGUCCAUUAACAGUAUCUGCCAACUCCACCUGUUGUCUUCAGAUGCUAAAACAAGGAGAAUGGAGGAUACAAGACUAGACGUGACUGACAGUGGAUUUAGGUUUUUGGUGACCUCCCUCACUGGGCUGAUCGGCACUUGAUCGGAAGUCCAGGUUAGUAUGUGGAAGUCAGGAGUACUUGUUAGUACUGUGUUAGCAACAGUUGCAUUAACUAUUUCAAGAAAAAUUACUGCCUUUAAAAAAGAAAUAAAACACACACACACACACACACACACACACACACCCCUCAAACUAUAUUUGUGUCCAUAAUUGACAUCUGGAUUGAAUUUAUGUUUGAUGCAUUGUUUGGAAAAUUUGCAAUACAAACUGGCAUAAGAAUUCCUUAUUCUGAUGAUGCACUUUUACGUAUUUUUUUUUAUUAGAAAGUAGAACUGAUUUUAGAUUUUCAGUUUAAUAGAUUUUUUUUUCACAAAGAAUCUCCUUUACCAUUGGUCUUGGAAGUGGGUCCUGCUGCGCAGUGGUGCACUGUAGCACUUCAGAGGACGUCUAGGUCAGUCCUUCCCAGGUGGCUGUAACCCUUGAAAUAUAGUACCAACUCUAGGGCAUACUUUUGACACUGAAAGAAUAAUUAGGACAUACUUGGCUUUGAUGGGGUUAUGAUUUAAAAUGUAUAUUGGUUUUAUUUAUGGAAUUGUUUAAUAGUACAUACAAAUCAGCAAUCAGCCAGCAAAUAUAUUUUUGAGCUCACUGAAGCUCUGUAAUUUUUGCCUUUAAUCUUUUAUCUUUGAAAUAAAAUUAACUUUUUGACCGUUCCCUCUUUUCCUUUUUGCUUCGUAUGCAUGUGGUGAGCCUAGUUCACAAAAGCCACAAUGCCAGUAUUUUCUUAAGCCAUGACGUGAAGCCAGUGACCUUAUGGCAACAUGGCACAAAACACUAAAUUUUAGUCCCAUGGCUGAAACUUACGAAUAACUAAAAGUAAUGUCUAUAAAACAUACCUGCUUAUCUUGGGUGGAGAUUUGAUCUCUUAAGAGGAAUUUUGUACAUGCCACAGAACUCCUAUUCCUGACUUACAGAAAUUGAUUUUCAUUUUUAAAUGUAUACAAAAUGCAUUUUCUCCUAGAUUUUUAAACUAAUUUUUAUUUUUAACUGGUUUAUCAGAAUUUGUCAGUAAAUUUUACAUACAGAAACAUUUUAAAAAAUCAUUUCUAGCAAGCACUUGGCAUUCAGUCAACUCUCUGCUUCUACAUUUUGUUUUGUUCUAUCAAAAGAUUAGGAGCUCCUUUAAAGAAAAUAACUUCUCAUAAUUAAGCAGCAGAAUUCUCAUCCAUCUUUGUGAAGGGUGCCAGAUGUGAGUAAACUUACUCUUUGUUAAUCUGGAUAAAGCAAACGAGAGAUUUUUCCUCACGAGCAUGUUCUGUGAGCCUUCCUGUGCGCUCUGUGCUGUCACACGUGCAUCUUCAUGUUGAGCUACAGUUACUUAAACUCUUCCCGUCCUUCUAAAUUAAUUUCCACAGUUGGAAUGUAGUCCCCCCUCAUAGGCUGUGCAUUAAUUAGGCUUUCUUUCCACCAUGACUUUCUAAUGUUCAGCAUACAAUCUUCCUCCUUUCCACGUCUCUGCUCCACUGUCACCUUGCCCGCCCUCCCCACCUAUGUAAACAAGAUGGUCAGCCAGCAGGUGAAGUGUAAGGUGUCUGUGUAGCUUCAGAGUUAGAUUGACAUUGCCAGGCACAGAUUUAGUCUUGUCGUUUUGUUUACACAUUGGGGGAAAAAUUCAUUUUAUUAAACGUUUCAUGUAACUGCAUCCAAGUUUUGCCAGGCUAGAACCUUGGAUCUUUUCUGUGUAGUGACUUUUUAAUUCUAGUUUUCAUAACCUGGAGAUCAGACUGUUGCUUUCGCAUGAUGUAAGUAGUGUCUCAUGACUGGAGUUUGCUUUGUUUUAUAGUAUCUGUACUCCUUGUAUUUUUCAAGAGCUAUUUUGUAAACAGAUGAUGUAUUUCUCCAUUGAAAACACAAUAAAAUUAAAAAAACAGCACAAUUCCAUA